AUGGCAAUUGCUGCCAAAAGCGUUGCCAAAAUCGCCGUUUUAUUACCAGCGGAUGAACGGCACAUGUUCUCCAUCAAACGAGUGGCACCCGGAUUGGAAGUCGCAAAAGACAGCCUUAACAAAACAGGAAUCUUGACAAGCACCGAACUCACCAUCCAGUAUGGUGAUUCCAAAUGUUCUAACGCUGAAGGGAUGAACCAAGCCGUGACGUUCUACGCAGACAAGAACGUCGACGUCUUCUUCGGACCAUGCUGCGACUACGCCGCUGCGCCCGUUGCUAGGCAGGUGGCAUACUGGAACACGCCGUUGCUAACAGCCGGUGCCAUGGCCAAGGAUUUCGGCACAAAGGCCAAGAAGGAGUUUUCAGUGUUAACCCGUGUUGGUGCUAAUUUCAAUUCUCUUGGAGAUUACUUGAUAAAGGUGUUUCACUACUUUGACUGGAGUCGUAUAAUGCUUCUGUAUAACCCUAAUGGCCGAGAAAAUGUCAUGCACCGAUUCUGCCACAUUGCUACGGAUGGUGUUCACUUUGCGCUGAGAACUUCAAAGAACUUUACCCACACGUUCCACAAGUUCCACAAGAUUGAAGAAAUCAUUGACAGUCUUCCGGAAAAGCUUGGCAGGGACUAUGGAGUGCAGAUCAACAAGAACAAUACCACCUGUGUCACACUCUUGUGCCAUACCAGAUGA
Messenger RNA from Haliotis rubra (blacklip abalone), 687 nucleotides. Its product is annotated as atrial natriuretic peptide receptor 3-like. The transcript is spliced from 2 exons. Gene Ontology annotation, molecular function: signaling receptor activity; peptide hormone binding. The record is from RefSeq and is a predicted model, not a curated record. The coding region runs from base 1 to 687 and encodes 228 amino acids. NCBI's taxonomy places the organism in Eukaryota, Metazoa, Mollusca, Gastropoda, Lepetellida, Haliotidae.